Messenger RNA from Zingiber officinale, 804 nucleotides. RefSeq lists its product as uncharacterized. The record is from RefSeq and is a predicted model, not a curated record. The coding region runs from base 1 to 804 and encodes 267 amino acids. The transcript has 2 exons. Lineage: Eukaryota; Viridiplantae; Streptophyta; Magnoliopsida; Zingiberales; Zingiberaceae.
AUGCCGAAUAUUCCCCUAGUCUGUUAUCGACCGCCGCCCGCCACCGGUCGCCGACCUUCGUUGCCGGCCACCGGCCACUGCCGGUCGCCCGCCGCCGGUCGCCGGCCGCCGGUCGCCGGUCGCUGGCCGCCGGUCGCUGGUCGUCGCCGGUCACCGCCGGCCGCCGCCGGCUGCCGGCAAUCGGCCUCCACCACCGCUGCCAAUUGCCGGUCGUCGAUCGCCGGCCGCCGAUCACCGUCCGCCUCCGCCACCGUUGCCGCUGGUUGUCGUUCGCCUGCCGUUGCCCAUCGCCGCCGAUUGGCGAAGACGGUGGCCUGCUGCGGCGACCGACGGUGGCGGCGGCAGCUGGUUGCCGAUGGCUACCGUAAACUCCGGCAGAGUCUGUUAUCGACCGUCGCCCGCCACCGGUCGCCGGCCGCCGGCCACUGGCCACCGCCGGUCGUCGCUCGCCGGCCGCCGUCGGUCGCCGGCCGCCGGUUGCCGGCCGCCGCCGGUCGCUGGUCGUCGCCGGUCACCGCCGGUCGCCGGCCGUCGCCGGUCGCUGGUCGUCGCCGGUCACCGCCGGCCGCCGUCGGCUGCCAGCAAUCGGCCGCCACCGCCGCUGCCAAUUGCCGAUCGUCGAUCGCCGGCCGCCGAUCACCGUCGGCCUCCGCCACCGUUGCCGCUGGUCGUCGUCCGCCUGCCGUUGCCCAUCGCCGCCGAUUGGCGAAGACGGUGGCCUGCUGCGGCGACCGACGGUGGCGGCGGCAGUUGGUUGCCGAUGGCUACCGUAAACUCCGGCAGAGGUGUGGCGACCGUCGAUAG